UCUUCGUCUUGGUCUUGGUCUUGGUCCUUGACAAGGCAAUAUCGCCAUAAUACAGAGUUGAACAACUAAGACGAUUCACAAUAGGAUACCGGGAAUUUCUGCGAAACAUUAGGUACUUGCGACUUCAAUUAUUCGUAUUCCACGAUUUCUUUCUCUGCUAAAGCUGGCUAUUCUACUUCAAUAGGCCCUUCCAGGGCCCGUGAAGCUUCACCAUGAGUUCCUUGAAACAGUUUAUUCGCAAUGUGCGAGCAGCUAAGACCAUCGCCGACGAACGAGCUGUAAUCCAAAAGGAGAGCGCCGCCAUCAGGGCUAGUUUUCGCGAAGAGAGCCAUGACCACAACGUGAGGCGGAACAACGUGGCCAAACUUUUAUACCUAUUCACACUGGGAGAGAGAACCCAUUUCGGUCAAAUAGAAUGCAUCAAGCUGCUCGCUUCUCCCCGGUUCGCAGACAAACGGCUUGGCCAUCUGGCUACAAGUCUGUUACUAGAUGAGAACCAGGAGGUACUCACACUAGUUACAAAUUCGUUAAAAAAUGAUCUAAGCCACUCCAACCAAUAUGUCGUGGGUCUCGCCCUUUGUACCCUAGGAAAUAUCGCUUCGAUCGAGAUGUCUCGAGACUUGUUCCCCGAAAUCGAGACUCUAAUUUCGACUGCGAACCCUUAUAUUAGGAGAAAGGCAGCUCUGUGCGCUAUGAGGAUAUGUCGCAAGGUUCCUGACCUACAAGAGCAUUUUGUCGAGAAGGCAGCGCAUUUAUUGUCGGAUAGGAACCAUGGCGUGCUUCUUUGCGGACUUACCCUGGUUACGAGCAUGUGUGAAGCAGAAGAGGAGGAAGGCGGUGACGAAGGAAUCAUUGAUAAGUUCAAGCAAUUCGUCCCAGUUCUGGUCAGGACCUUGAAGGGUCUCGCUACCUCCGGCUAUGCGCCCGAACACGAUGUCACUGGUAUCACGGACCCCUUCCUGCAAGUCAAGAUUCUCCGGCUGCUUCGAGUCCUUGUUCGUGGUGACGCCGAAGGAACUGAACAGAUCAACGAUAUCCUCGCCCAGGUUGCUACAAAUACCGAUUCGUCUAAGAACGUCGGCAAUUCAAUCCUCUACGAGGCCGUUCGGACGAUUCUCGACAUUGAAGCGGACUCGGGUCUCCGAGUUCUUGGCGUGAAUAUUCUUGGCAAGUUCCUUUCUAACCGCGACAAUAAUAUUAGAUACGUUGCCCUCAACACAUUGAUCAAGGUUGUUGCUAUCGAGCCAAACGCAGUCCAGCGGCACCGUAAUACAAUUUUGGACUGUCUACGGGAUCCUGAUAUCAGCAUUAGGCGACGCGCUCUAGACCUAAGUUUCACUUUAAUUAAUGAGAGCAAUGUGCGAGUGCUGAUUCGAGAAUUGCUUGCCUUCCUCGAGGUUGCCGAUAACGAAUUCAAGCCCAACAUGACCAGCCAAAUUGGUAUCGCGGCCGACCGUUACGCCCCUAAUAAGCGGUGGCAUGUCGAUACUAUGCUGCGAGUGCUGACCCUCGCGGGAAAUUACGUCAAAGAGCCCAUUAUGGCGUCGUUCGUCCGACUCGUAGCGACAACACCAGAGCUCCAGACGUACGCCGUUCAAAAGCUAUACGCAAAUUUAAAGAAGGACAUUACCCAGGAGAGUUUAACCCAAGCCGGCGCAUGGUGUAUUGGUGAAUACGGAGACUCCCUGCUUAGGGGCGGACAAUAUGAAGAGGAGGAAUUAGUUCAGGAGGUUAAAGAACACGAAAUUGUCGACCUCUUCACCACCAUUCUUAACAGUAGCUAUGGCACCCAGGUUUCUACCGAAUAUAUAGUCACGGCCCUGGUCAAAUUAAGUACGCGUUUCUCAGAUCAAACCCAGAUAGAACGCAUUAAACGACUAUUAGAGAUCCACCAGACUAGUCUGGAUGUUGAGGUCCAACAAAGAGCCGUCGAAUACGGUAACCUAUUUGCGUACGACGAUAUACGUCGUGGUGUCUUAGAGAAGAUGCCGCCGCCGCAGAUCAAGGAGGAGUCUAGGGUACUCGGCGAAGCUGCCAAGAAACCCAAGAAGGGUGCUAACCGCAGGUCGAAGCUCAUCGCCAAGCCUACAACAGAUCAGGAUCUAUUAGAUCUGAUGGGAGACAGCACCACUACGCCCUUAGCCUCACCUACGAGCGGAGGCCAAAGCAAUACUGAUUUACUUGCCGAUAUCCUUGGCGGCAGCGCGACCUCACCCCAGGCUACUUCUCCGCUACCUCAACAGAGCAACACGGCAUCCAUUAUGGAUCUCUUCUCUCAAGGCUCGAAUCAGAGUCCUGCGCCUGCUAGCUCGGGACUGGGCGAUCUGGCAUCACUCGGCACGCCCCCGCCCCAGCAAGCGGCAGCAGCUCCACCACCGGCUGGUAUCCCGUGCUACAAUGCAAAUGGUCUCAAUGUCACUCUCCAAUUACAGCGUAACGCCGAGGGAAUCGUGCAAGUACUAGGCCGUUUCCGGAACACAUCUGGCGGCGUCCUUUCCAACGUUGGCUUGCAAGCAGCUGUACCCAAGUCGCAAAAAUUGCAAUUGAUGAGCAUUUCUAACUCCGAGAUGGCGCCCGGAACCGAAGCUACCCAGAUGAUGCGCAUCAUGGGAAGCAAAGGGCCUCUCCGCUUGAUGUUAAGAAUUGGCUAUACCCACCCGUCGGCGGGACAGGUCAUGGACCAGGUGAAGUGGACGGAACCGUCUUGAGCGUUCGUUAGAAGUAGGUGUAAUAAAAAGGCGUUUCGAUGAUUGUACUUUCAUAUCGUCCGUCCAUACAUACGCUGCGUUUCUAAGGAAAUGGAUGAAUGAAUGUAUGCUGAUAGAAGAGCUCAUCUUGCGCUCGCGAAACAUACAAUUGCUACGUGACAGGUGCCCUACGACUAACAGUUGUCGGGCGAUCCUUUUUUAAGUGUCAGAACUUGUCAAUAGUGCAGAAAAUAAGCAGGCGAUGAGUCUUGAAGUAUUAGAUAAAUGUUUUAAACCCUCUAAUAUUCCGUGGUUUUGCUAGAUGUGCCGAUAUUAAACCCGAUGUUAUGG
Messenger RNA from Daldinia caldariorum, 3038 nucleotides. Its product is annotated as Adaptor protein complex AP-1 gamma subunit. The coding region runs from base 213 to 2708 and encodes 831 amino acids. Gene Ontology annotation, cellular component: Golgi apparatus; membrane coat; AP-1 adaptor complex. Gene Ontology annotation, biological process: receptor-mediated endocytosis; intracellular protein transport; Golgi to vacuole transport. The record is from RefSeq and is a predicted model, not a curated record. Gene Ontology annotation, molecular function: clathrin-cargo adaptor activity. The transcript is spliced from 5 exons. Lineage: Eukaryota; Fungi; Ascomycota; Sordariomycetes; Xylariales; Hypoxylaceae.